AUGAAUAGACUUUACAGAUUACACAGAUCUCAACAACAUUUAUUAUUAUCUUUGAACACCUAUCAAUCAGCAAAUUUCACAUUCAAUCACACUAAUAGAUUAGGUGGAUUAUUAAGCUAUCAUCACAAUCAUAAUUAUAAUCCUAUUGAUAGUAAACAAGUACAUAAUAUACAUGUUGUUGGUAGUAGAUCAUUCUCGUCAAAGUCAAAGUCAAAGAAAGAACAAAAACAAAGAGAACAACAUCAGCAACAGCAGAAUGCAGAGAUACAAGAAUUGACAGAAGAUGAAAAACGAUUGGAAGAAUUUGAAUCAAAGCUAAAGAAUGUAACAAUCGGAUCGAUGUUGAAACAAAUCGGAAUACUAUUGGCUUUAGCACUUCGAGGUCAUAUGUCAAUGCACGUCAAUCGUUGGAAGUACAGAGAGUUCUACGAGCACGUAAUGGAGUUGUUACGAUCAAAGAAAGAUGUAAUAGAGACUGUCACCCAACGAAAUUUCGAAUUCGACAAGAUACAACUAAAGAAUUUCGUGGUGUUCACACGUGAUUCACCGUUGGCAAGAGCAAUGAAAUCGAAUAACAUGUCAAUGAAUAUGAAUAAUCUCGAAUACUUUGACGACGAUGACAAUGACGAUAUUAAAGCUGGGGGUGGUGGCGGCGGUUUCGAACCUAUCGUUAUUUCAAUGACUUUGAUGAAUGCUAAUGAAUUGGAUAGAUUCUCGGUCGAUGCAGUCAUCAUUGGCAAAGCGGAAGCCACCCCUAUCGAUGGUGACUCUGGUCUGUUCGGUAGAAUGAUGCCUCGAAAACUACCAUUACUCGGUAACCUGAACUCGAAAGCAACACUCCAAACACUUAGUCUACUGCUAGAGAAUGUAGACACCGGACAACAGCAAGAAUUUCCACUCGUACAAGCAGAACAAGACCUCAGACAACAAACCACCACAACAUCAACGACAUUCCACACCGAACAAGACGAAAUGACAAUCAUUCAAGAGACAAAGCCAACCUCAUCAUAUAAAUCAUCCAAAGAUAGACAACAAACAGAAGCAACAACCAUCGAACUAGAUGACUAUAACGAAAAAUCAAAUACAUACAAUAAUCAUAACCAACAACAAAAUACAAAUAAAAAAUCUAAAUAUUAA
Heterostelium album PN500 is the source of this 1137-nucleotide messenger RNA. RefSeq lists its product as uncharacterized. The record is from RefSeq and is a predicted model, not a curated record. The transcript has a single exon. The coding region runs from base 1 to 1137 and encodes 378 amino acids. NCBI's taxonomy places the organism in Eukaryota, Evosea, Eumycetozoa, Acytosteliales, Acytosteliaceae.